This is a messenger RNA of Salarias fasciatus (jewelled blenny), 1981 nucleotides long. RefSeq lists its product as uncharacterized. The record is from RefSeq and is a predicted model, not a curated record. Lineage: Eukaryota; Metazoa; Chordata; Actinopteri; Blenniiformes; Blenniidae. The transcript is spliced from 2 exons. The coding region runs from base 73 to 1953 and encodes 626 amino acids. Gene Ontology annotation, molecular function: zinc ion binding.
GGAAGAGCCUGUCAAUCAAAACAGUAAGACGUCAGUUGAUGAGUGCAGCAAAUUGAUCAUUUCUUUCAAAAAAUGGAUAUUGAAAAUAAGACAGAGAAGAAGCCCUACAGAGAGAAGCUCAACAAGGACGCUAGAGACCGAUAUUUGGUAAAGCUGACCUCUAUUAGUAAUGUAGAUCCAUAUGAGCUAGCAGCUAACGCAUGGACAAGCGAUCCCGCCCUGUUUCCCCCAACAACAAAUAUGGACAUCAUUUGCUAUCUUGUUCAUGGUGUCAGUGCUUAUACAUUUGAAGAAUUCCGAAACUAUAAAUCCCUCGAGGCUCAUGGACUUUUUACCAACGGCUGGGUACAAGAUUUAUAUUCAUUUCAACCUGAUGGAUGCACUAACACUGUCAUCACAGCAAAGGUUUUGCACUCCCAACGCCUGCGAGAAGCACCUCUCAAACCCUGGGCUAUCCUAGAAUCAUCAGGGGCCAUAUCCUCCGCUCACUGUACCUGUAUGGCGGGAAUAGGAGAAUCCUGUACACAUGUUGCAGCAAUGCUGUUCAAGUUGGAGGCGGUUGUGAGAUGCAGAGAGACAGUGACAGUGACCGGCAAACCUGCAUACUGGAUGAUACCAGGAAAUCUUUCAAAAGUAGAACCACAACCAGGAUACAGAAUCGAUUUCACAAGUUCAAAAGCAAAGAGAAAGGCUCUGAACAGACUCUUGGAAGGAAAAACUGUAGAUCCAUCUUCUAUCAGGACAACACGAACAAAGGCAACAGGUUCUGUGUCAAAGGAGCAGUUGGACUCAUUUUUUAGAGCAAUUAACAAAGCAUCACCUCAAGCUGCUGUGCUAUCCUGUUUGCCUGAAUAUUGUGACGCAUUUAUUGAUCCAGUUCAAUCACUCACUGUACCACGUUCCCUUCAGUCUCUUCGUGAUGUGACAAUGGAGGGCAAGGAGAUAUCCAUUUUGCGUGAACACUGUAAAUCACUUGCUGGCAGAAUCUCACUUACAAACGAGCAAGCUGACUACAUAGAAAGUACAACAAGAAAGCAAAACAAAUCUUCAACGUGGCAUCAGUACCGUGCAGGGAGGGUCACAGCAUCAAAUAUGCAUUCUGUUUAUGUCUCAAGUUUAGACAAACCUUCACAGUCUGUUGUUAAUUCAGUAUGCUAUCCUAAAAACACAACAAACAGCUCCAGCGCCAUUGAGUGGGGUAGACAAAAUGAAAACCAUGCCAGGGAAAUGUAUAGACUGCAGUCUAACAGACAUCACUCUGGCUCAGAGGUGACACAGUGUGGUUUUUUUAUUAAUCCAAAGUUUCCAGAGGUUGGGGCCUCACCUGACGGACUUGUGCAGUGCAACUGUUGUGGCAGAGGCUGUAUUGAGAUUAAAUGCUCAUACAAAUACCGUGAUCUUACAGUGAGUGAGGCAUGCAGUAGAUCUGACAGGGACUUCUGUUUGGAAUUACAUGAAGGAGAGAUUCGUCUCAAGCCAGAACACCCCUACUACAAACAAGUUCAAACUCAGAUUUUUGUUACUGAGACUGAGUACUGUGACUUCAUUGUAUGGACAAAGAAAGACUUUGCUGUGGUGCGUGUUGCUCCGGAUGCUGAACUUUGGGCAGCUCUUCUUGAAAAAGCAGAACAAUUUUUUGUGUGUGUGAGUCUCCCAGAACUUGUAAGCUGCCAUUUCACAAAGUUAGACAACAGGCCUGCACCAAGAGAGAUUCCCCUUUCCUCCUGCAAAAAAAAGAAGAAACAAGACACAGCAUCCCAGAAUAAACACAAGCAAAAAUCUGUUGAAAAGUUAUGGUGCACUUGUCGUUGUCCUGAGAGCAAAGAUGACAUGGUUGCUUGUGAUAAUGAGAACUGCAAAACUGUUUGGUUCCAUUUAAGUUGUGUGGGUCUGCAACUUGUACCUGCACAAGAAGAGACAUGGUUUUGUUCGGCAUGCACUAAUAAAAUGUAAGUCAGUGUUGCUGUAAUAAAGAUGGCUU